Brienomyrus brachyistius is the source of this 501-nucleotide messenger RNA. Its product is annotated as NADH dehydrogenase [ubiquinone] 1 beta subcomplex subunit 1-like. Gene Ontology annotation, cellular component: mitochondrion. NCBI's taxonomy places the organism in Eukaryota, Metazoa, Chordata, Actinopteri, Osteoglossiformes, Mormyridae. The transcript is spliced from 3 exons. The record is from RefSeq and is a predicted model, not a curated record. Bases 107 to 283 code for a protein of 58 amino acids.
ACGGAGCCUCUCCAAAAAUUAGCUUCCUCGAGAGUUGGUUCAGUCCAAUGUCCUCCGCCGUUAGUGCUAGAUAACAAACGAGGGUGAACUUGGAGGUUAAGGAAAAAUGGUUAACUUUGCGUCCAUGCUGCGGGACCACUGGGUCAACGUGCUAGUGCCCCUUGGAUUUGUGAUCGGCGUCUACUUGGACAGAAUGAAUGACCAGAAGCUCACAGCGUUCAGGAACAAGAGCGCACUGUACAGCAGGGAGCUGAAGCCAGGAGAAGAAGUUACCUGGAAAUGAUCUGUCUGGACAAGGGAAAUAUUUAACGUUCACACAAUCACCGUAGAAAUCACCAUUGUUUCCUGAUUCCUGCUGGGAGGACAGACAUACAAAAGGAUGCUUUUCAUUAUGUAAUAGAAGACAAAGUUUAAAAUGAAGUUAGUAAAACAUGUACUUGGUCCUAGGUGUAUUUGGAAAUGGUGAACGCUGUAUAUAAAUCUUUAAUUAGCCAAAACAAA